Molecule: messenger RNA, 1204 nt
Organism: Salarias fasciatus (jewelled blenny)
Lineage: Eukaryota; Metazoa; Chordata; Actinopteri; Blenniiformes; Blenniidae
Gene: tmem254
Product: transmembrane protein 254
Exons: 4
Coding region: 41-412 (123 amino acids)
Source: RefSeq, a predicted model, not a curated record
ACUGCGGGACCCAUAGCGAGCAGCAGCGAAAGCAGCGACGAUGGCUAAAAGUGAUGGAAGCGACUUUUUCAGAAGAACCAGCCUCUUCUGGAUCGUGUCGGUGACUUUCGGGAUGGGAUAUUUUACCUUGAUCGUGUUCGCACCAGAGAAUAUCCCGUUCCAGUACCUGGGUCUGUUCGGCACCUUCUGCAGUUACCUCGUGGAGAACUAUGCUGACGUCAUGUACAAAGGGUGGUGGGCUGCCUGGGCCAUCCACGUCUUUGAGGCCUGCGUUUCUCUGAAGGUGUGCAGCGAUAAAGGCAUCACCAGCGCCGCCUCUCGCUUCCUGUGGUUCUUCCAGACCUUCCUGUUCGGCUUCGCCUCCCUCGGCCUGCUCCUCAAAUACGACCCCAAGCGGCCCAAACAGCACUGACCCCCGAUUCAGACACAGAUUCACUUUUUUUUUCUUUUUUUUUUUAAACAAGCUGAAAAUCACAAUCACUCUCUGAGUUUUGCACACUUUGUGGGUUUUCAUGCAGAUCGUAACAACGCUGGCUUUAUUCAGCAGUCAGGUCACCACGCCGCUGAGGACACCGUUUCUCGUCGUGUGAAACUGAUGUGAUUAACCGUACAAAAUUCAAAAAAUGAGCCGCGUUAGUGCAGCAUUUUAACUACACGGGCCGGAAAGUUUAGACCGAGGUCCGAUCAAUCAGUGGCAACACGCGAGAUCAGCUAAAUGUGUACGAACACAGCCGGGAGCCGAGGUGGAGACAUUUACAGCCGCAAAACUCAAUCACACACACAUCGAGGAGCAUCUGAACACAGGAGUCAUUCUGCUGGUGUUUCCUCUUUACCUCCUCACUGCUCCUCUGGAGUGGAGAAGAACAUUCAGGCCUCGUUUCUCAUCAUGUUACUGUGAAAUUAAACCUCUCAAACAGACACUACAGUUUUCAUUCCGCUAAUUCUUUCAUUCCGUGUUUAUUCUGUACUUACAGUUGAAGUGAAAUUGUACAGUUUUUGAAACGGUUAUUAAUGAUAAGACUCACUGAAGACUUUAUAGGAUCUUUGUUUUUUUUUGAUGAAUUGAAUUCUGAAGCUGGAUUUGUUGAAAGUUUUCAUACAUUCUUUCUGUAGUGUGUUUUUUUUCUCACACUGAAAAAUUUUGAAAAAUGCUGAAAGUCUUAAUAUCAAAUGAAAUUUAAUAAAGAGUGCCUUAUGAACUACA